This is a messenger RNA of Xiphias gladius (swordfish), 6450 nucleotides long. RefSeq names its product transcriptional regulator ATRX-like. Gene Ontology annotation, cellular component: nucleus. The coding region runs from base 166 to 5919 and encodes 1917 amino acids. Gene Ontology annotation, molecular function: ATP-dependent chromatin remodeler activity; ATP binding; ATP hydrolysis activity. The transcript is spliced from 35 exons. The record is from RefSeq and is a predicted model, not a curated record. Lineage: Eukaryota; Metazoa; Chordata; Actinopteri; Istiophoriformes; Xiphiidae.
ACGCGUCAAAAAAUACUGAAAGAAGAUAGGGAUCGUUCACUGGUUGUCAUUUUUUGCCUCUGUAGAGCUUUGCUCGUGAUGGGAUAUUUUUUUUGUACAAGAUUAUUUUGGGAUCAUGAGUCGAUAAGGACUUGAACGACUUCGGUGGUUCGCUCUCUUCGCGAUAUGUCUGCAGCGAUGCUCAGCACCACUACCAACAAGCUGAAUGUAUUGGUCAACAAGCUGCAUGAGUACUUGGCUCAUUCCACCGUUGAGGACAGCAAUGGCACACCAACCUCAGAGGAUGCUGAUGGUCUGACAAACCGGAGCUGCUCUGUGGGAAACUCAACAGGUCAUACUGCAUUUGAGGCGGCAGUGGAUACCAAAUACUCAAGGAGAAAACCUUCUGUUGUCAUAAAACACUCUGGACUGGAUGAAUCUGGGGACUCAAAUGCAAGUGAGGACUUGGAUUUACCGGUCAACGCAAAUGGUCACCUUGAUAUCAAUAGACUGCCUAAAGGCACUGUAUUGGUCAGGCCUGAACCUGUUGAUAAUGGAAGAGAUGACUUUAGGGGUCCUGAGUUUCGCAGCCGGAAAUCCAGUGUACUGCGGAAAGAGUUCUCGAGAAGACGUGGAGGAGUUGAACACAUGGGAAUUGUCAGUUGCACUGCGUGUGGCAGACAAGUUAACCACUUCCAGAGAGAUUCCUUCUAUCGGCAUCCAGUUCUGAAAGUACUUAUUUGCAAGUCAUGCUACAAGUAUUACUUAAGUGACGACAUCAGCAAGGAUGGAGAUGGAAUGGAUGAGCAGUGCAGAUGGUGUGCUGAAGGAGGCAACUUGAUUUGUUGUGACUUCUGUAGUAAUGCUUUCUGCAAAAAGUGUAUUCUAAGAAAUUUGGGAAGGAAGGAGCUUUCUGGCAUCUUGGAGAGCAAAUGGUACUGCUAUGUGUGUAGCCCGGAGCCCCUUUUCGACCUGGUGAUGGCCUGUGACAGUGUCCUCGAGAACAUGGAGCGUCUGUGGCAUCAGCAGCGCAGAAGGAACCGAGCAGAGCCGGAGAAAUCUUUACUUUAUGGCGAUAUGUUGCCACACUUACCACAAAACAUUCCUUUGGAUAAAUGGGAUCACACUGGUAUGGAUGGUAAUGUGGUGUUCAACUAUAACACACUGCAGAUUUCGAAGGACAUGACCAAAAAGGCUAAACAUUUAGUGGACUCAACAAACACCUUAAACCGAAUUUUUAUCAAUUUCAUUCAUACUGUGACAACAAACAAACAAACACCUGGUGUUCGCCAUCUGUAUCUGAAGCAUUUUAUGUCAGUAGUUAAAGGCUUGCGGAAAUCACUUACAGUACUUGAGGAUAGCCUUAAGGAAGAAUUCAGUGACUUGGAUGUAUUUAGCUGUUGGGAAAAGUUCCUUAGUGAUGACUUUGAUACACAACCUGUAACAGACACAGAGCUGGAUAUCUCUGAUGAAAGGUGCUUGAGGGACUUGCAGAAAUUGGCAGCUGAACAUUUGGAGGAUGAUGAUUCUGACUCCAAGGGCUUCAUAGAUGGGAGAAAUACACAUGACUGCCCUGGGGAGGACAUGGAAUCAGAUUCACAUGAAGCCAGACCGAGGACACAAAAGGUUGGCCCGAAGCCCCCUGAAACAGGGGUCAACAUGACUAAAAAACUAAUAGUAAAACUUACACCUGUAGCUAUGGAGCAGGAGCCUUCCUCUCAUGUCCCGAAGAUGGAGGAGGACAUCCACAUGAAGGAUAAAAAGUCAAAGGGAAAGGAUGUAUCAGAAGAUAAAGAGACAGGUGUUGCAUGUGCAAAAACUGACAGCAAGAUGAGCAAUGACAACUCUAGUGCAUCAUUACACCUAGAAGAGGAACAAGGCAAUAGACGGUCUCCUCGUGUCAAAACGACACCUUUGCGUCGACCUAGUGAUGUCAAGGCCAAAUCGUCUCUUUCAGCAGCAGACAGUGACAGUGACUCUGACCCUGAGGAAACUCCCAGUGCAGUACCAGCCAAAAACACUGAAGAACAAAGUGCAAACAGAGCAACAGACGACUCUGACUCAGACGAAGUCCCUCCAGCUCUGCUUGAGCGAGCGGCUAUGACCCAAAGCUCUGAUGAACCCCAGAGUGAUGAGGAUGGUGGAAAAGCAUCAACCAAGGUGGCCAAGAAAUGUCUCUUUUGGCUCACUAAGAGCACCCCAAUCUCACCGGAGAAGAUGCGCCACAAACGCAAGAUGCUGGACCGCUCUCCUGAGUCUGACUCAAGUGACAGAAGAGUCAAAGCUCGAAGGGAAAGUGGGACAGAUUCCUCCAGUGACGAUCAAGACUUGCAGAAGAAAAUACAACACUUGAAUACACUGAGGUCAAUAGGGAAGCCUCACCUCAUCAAAAGAGAGGAGGAAGGUGUGGCUAGAAAGCAGGGUAGGAUGCAGGCUGGGAAGUCUAAGACUAAAGCUUCUCAGGAAGCAAUGGAGUUGUCAUCGUCAUCAAGUGAAGAUGAACAUGAUGAUGACUCUGGGAGUGACGGAAGUGAUCAGAAGAUGAAGCCAAUCACUGAAGAUGUGGCUUUAUUGGGGGCAGCAGCAUUCCACCAAUCAUCAGGGGAUGAGGAGCAAUCUGGGCCCUCGUGGGCAGCAGAAGAUGACGAUGAUCCAGAAAAUAGAAUCGCUAAGAAAAUGCUAUUGGCCCAAAUCAAAGCCAACUACUCCUCGGGUGAUGAUAUCUCUUCGGAUGAGGAAACACAGGAGGAGGAAACUGAGUCGGAGGAUGACAAAGAGGUCAAACUAGGCAAUGAGGAUAAUGGAACAGAUGAAAAUGGGGAGGACUUGGCUUCACAAUCAUCUGACACCACGUCUGAUGGGCCAAACUCCAGGCAUCAUCUGCUCCGCCAUAAACUCACCUUAGAUGAGCGACCAUCAAGUGACAAGGCCGUGGCAGAGAGGGAAGUACGAAAGCAGGAGAAGAAGAAAAGAGUCAGCAGAAAACACCUGAGCUCUGAUAGUGAAAGUGGUGGUGAGAGUAUAGAAUCGAAGCUGGAAGACCUUGGAUUGAGCGAGGAGCUGAGUCAGUCAGAGGAUGACACCAAUGAAGAAACGCUAAAAAGCUCCAGAUUAUCCGCUAAAGUGAAGGAAGCACACGGUAGUUGCGAACGGAAGAAGCAAGUGCCCUGCAUUUGGUUGCCUGACUCCAGCAGUGGAAAGAGUGAUCAAGAGGAUGGAGAUAAGGAGAUGGAGAGUAAAGGUACUCCCAAAAGGCGCAAAAAGAUCCACAGAAUUAUUGAAGAUGUGAAUCUCAGUGCUGAGACCCAGGAAGCACUGAGAGAGGAGGAGGAGAGAUGCAAACGGUUGGCAGAUAGAGAUCAACAGAUGGAGGACAGGAGAGAGAUAAUUGUCAGAGAGGAUGAGCUCUAUCAAGUGGUGUGUCCCAUUACCACCAAGCUGGUCCUGGAUCAGGAUGAGGAGACAAAGAAGCCACUUGUUCAGGUGCACGCGAACCUGGUGACGAGACUGAAGCCUCACCAGGUUGACGGUGUCCAGUUUAUUUGGGACAGUUGUUGUGAGUCUGUCAAGAAGGCAAACUCUUCUCCAGGAUCAGGCUGUAUACUGGCACACUGCAUGGGCCUGGGGAAGACUCUGCAGAUGGUAACAUUCCUCCACACGGUGCUGCUGUCAACAAACCUGAAAUUCAGAACAGCCCUGGUCGUGUGUCCACUUAAUACUAUCCUCAACUGGGUCAGCGAGUUCAAGAAAUGGCAAGACAACAUGGGAGAGGAUAAAGUCAAGGUCACAGAACUGGUUACAAUAAAGUGUCCUACAGAACAACUUAGAGCUCUGCAGAGGUGGCAGAGAGGCGGAGGCGUUAUGAUAAUGGGGUAUGAGAGGUACCGCAUCCUGUCACAAGCCCAGAAAAUCAACAAUGAGGAAUGGAAGUCAGAGUUAAAGAGCAUACUGGUGGAUCCAGGCCCAGACUUUGUGGUUUGCGACGAGGGGCACAUUCUGCGCAAUGAUGCAUCCAGUAUCUCCAAAGCUAUGAAUGCCAUCAAGACCCGACGAAGAGUGAUGCUAACUGGCACACCACUGCAAAACAACCUGGUUGAGUACCACUGCAUGGUCAAUUUCAUCAAGAAGAAUCUUCUGGGCUCAUUGAGCGAAUUCCGAAACCGCUUUAUCAACCCCAUACAGAAUGGCCAGUGUGCUGACUCCACGCCAAAAGACGUCCGAAUCAUGAAGAAGCGAGCACAUGUACUUCAUGCAGUGGUGGCUGGAUGUGUGCAGAGAAGAGAUUACUCUGAGUUGACUCAGUUUCUACCUCCCAAACACGAGUAUGUGCUGUCAGUGAGGGUUUCCCCGCUCCAGUAUAAGUUGUACCGCUACUACCUUGAUCACAUCGCUGGUCUGGGUUCCAUGACUAACAGAGCAAAGAUGACGGCUGGAGCAAAUCUGUUCAAGGACUUCCAGGUGCUCAGCCGAAUUUGGACUCAUCCCUGGUGCCUUCAGCUCAGCUACAUCCACAAAGGAAACAAGAAAACUCAGGUUAAAGCGGCAGCUCUGCUGAGACAUGAAGAGGCCACUGUGGCUGAGAGUGGACUGAGAGAGAACAAAGGAACAGCAAGGAACAACCCCAACAACAGUAGGAUGGUCAUCACUGAUGUUUCCAAAGGAGCUCCAGCAGUGGAAGGAGAGAACCAAGCAACCAUUAGCUCAGGGUCUCCGUGUACAGAUGAAGGCUGGUACAAGAACCUGCUGUCUGAAAUGGACGCCAAAAUCCUGGACCACUCAGGGAAGAUGGUGCUCUUGUUUGAGAUUCUCAGAAUGGCUGAAGACCUGGAUGAUAAAGUGCUUGUGUUCAGUCAGUCCUUGAUCUCAUUAGACCUAAUUGAGGAUUUCCUUGAGGCUUCUCACCGUGCCAGAGACCCAUCAUCAUUCAAAGUAGCCAGCUGGAUUAGAAACCUUGAUUACUAUCGUCUUGAUGGCUCCACCAGUGCUAUGUCCAGGAAAAAAUGGGCAGAGCAGUUCAACAACACUGCCAAUAUCCGCGGACGAUUGUUUCUCAUCUCAACGAGAGCGGGUUCUCUUGGCAUCAACCUUGUGGCUGCCAACAGGGUUAUCAUCUUUGAUGCUUCAUGGAACCCGUCAUAUGACAUACAGAGCAUAUACAGAGUGUAUCGCUUUGGUCAGCUGAAGCAAGUGUUUGUGUACCGCUUCUUGGCUCAGGGCACCAUGGAGGAGAAGGUCUAUGAUCGUCAGGUGACCAAACAGUCUCUGUCCUAUCGAGUGGUGGAUCAGCAGCAAAUUGAGAGGCACUUCACCCUUUCUGAACUGACUGAACUUUACAUAUUUGAGCCAGACCUGCUGAAUGACCCAAACUCCAAGAAAAGCAAGAAAACCACCUCUGUUUUGCCAAAGGAUAAGGUCCUGGCACAGCUAUUACAAACCUGUAAAGACCAGAUAGUGUCAUACCACGAGCAUGAAUCUCUGCUGGACCAUAAACAAGAGGAGGAGCUCAGUGAAGCAGAACGCAAAGAUGCCUGGGCCGAGUACGAGGCUGAGUCAAACACAGCUAGCAUAUCAGUGAGCUCGAGCCAGGAGACCUUGGAUAUGAAGACCAAUGAACAGCUAUUGGAAAUGCUAAACAAGUGCCGAGCAGAUGUAUCAGCGGCCUUCCUGUCACUUCAGAGGAUGAGGUCUAACACUAUUGAGGACUACAUGUUACGAACGCGGCAUCAGUAUCCUCACUUGCCUGAAGACAACAUUAAAAAUAAGGCGAGGAUUUGGAGACUGUGUGAUGAGAAGGAGCAGGAACGUAGACAGGCCUUUUAUCGAGACGUUCUUGCACAGCAACAAUCACUCACACUCCGCAUUCAAGCCAUACUGAGCCAUCGAAGAAAUCAAGCGAUGCAGACGACCGUGACCACUGUGAACCAGCCUGGGCAGAUUUGAAUACGUAAUUCAUCUUGUAGUGGGAAAGGAAAGUGAUGCCUUUGUUCUUCAUCACAUUAUAUAGACCUUAUUUCUUCACUGCUGUACCAGUGAAGUGAAUCUAUUAUUUAUCAAUAUGGUACGACAAGAGAGCACUGAGCUCCCAGAGCAGUAAAGUAACAUAACAGCAGUGUGUUAUAAUGUGUUAUAGAACCAUAUCUCUGUUCCUCUGGGUUUCAAGUUUCCCAUUAUAGCAAUGUUUAGGCACACUGACAGUUUUGUUUUGUAACACUCUGAACACUUUAACUUGCACAGAAUAUGCAGUUAAGUUGUACAGAUGUACCUGAUAGAGUUGGCAACAACUGGGUAGUUCUUGAGUUGCUUUGUACCAAAAAUAGUGUGGAUCAGAAAAUAAAUUUGAUGGUUUCGACGCUGUAAGUUUACUAUAGAUGCCUUACUUUUUAAGCCUACUGUUUACCUUUUGAAAAUUUUAUAACAUUUUUUAUGAUUACCAGUUAUUAUAAUUAUGUAAUAAAUCCACAAAAUAACAAA